Molecule: messenger RNA, 1460 nt
Organism: Anoplophora glabripennis (Asian longhorned beetle)
Lineage: Eukaryota; Metazoa; Arthropoda; Insecta; Coleoptera; Cerambycidae
Product: cAMP-dependent protein kinase catalytic subunit-like
Exons: 4
Coding region: 1-1086 (361 amino acids)
Biological process (GO): peptidyl-serine phosphorylation
Cellular component (GO): cAMP-dependent protein kinase complex; nucleus
Molecular function (GO): ATP binding; cAMP-dependent protein kinase activity
Source: RefSeq, a predicted model, not a curated record
AUGGGGGAUGAAGGGAAGCUCCAAAAGCAUUAUGCGACUUUCGAUGUAUUUUUAAGGAAAGGAAAAGCAAAAUUCGACGCAAAAAUUAAUGGCGACUUCCCCACGACCGCGAAAAUGGAAGAUUUUAAACAAAUGCAAACUCUUGGUACUGGAACUUUUGGAAAAGUCGUACUCUGCCAGCAUAAAGCCAACGAGAAAUUUUAUGCGAUGAAAAUAAUGGAGAAAGCUAACAUAAUACGUACCAGACAAUUAGUACAUACAAUAGCAGAAAUAAGGUGCAUGGACUCGUUUAGUUUUCCGUUUUUAGUAAACAUGGAAUUUUUCUUUAAGAAUAACGUGUACAUAUUCAUAGUAAUGCCUUUUGUCAAUGGGGGCGAGAUGUUUUAUCACUUAAGAGCAGCGAAAAAAUUCGACGAAACCUUGUGUAAGUUCUAUGCUGCCCAAGUUGUUAUGGCUUUUGAAUACAUGCACUAUCUUGGAAUAGUUUACAGAGACUUAAAACCUGAAAAUAUUUUAAUAGACAUAGAGGGUUAUUUGAAAAUUACGGAUUUUGGUUUCUGUAAAAGAAUUAACAGUCAAAGGACCUAUACACUUUGUGGUACCCCGGAAUAUUUAGCUCCAGAGAUAAUUCUUAGUCAAGGUUAUAACCAUUCUGUGGAUUGGUGGUCUUUUGGGGUUCUAGUAUUUGAAAUGGCAGCAGGAUAUCCCCCGUUCUACGCUAAGGACCCUAUGAAGCUAUACGAGAAAAUAGUUUCAGCGAAAUACGUGUUUCCGACCAACUUCUCGAAGCCGCUGAAAAACCUGAUUACUAACAUUUUACAAGUAGAUAGGACCAAGAGAUACGGCAUUUUAAAGGCAGGAGUUAAAGACAUCAAAAGUCAUGAAUGGUUCAAAUCUGUGGAUUUUGACAAAAUUCUCGGUCGAAAAGCUAAAGCGCCUUUCAAGCCUUCAAUAAAUGGAGAAGAAGACACGAAGUUUUUCGAUAAUUACGGAGACGUGAAACUGAGGACAUCCUCAAAGUGUGAAUAUGAAGAGGAAUUUAAAAACUUUGCUAUACAAACACUGGAGGAUUCUCAAGAAUCGUGACCCAAUCGACUUAUCCAAGAAGGCAGCCCCUGCAAGAGAGUGGAACUACCUACAUCAGCACCAGAUUGUCACUCUUCCAAGGUUCAGUAAUUAAGAGAUAUUUGUUAAAAAUUUUAUUUCAUUAGAUAAAGUAUAAAGUACCUAUAGAAGUUUUUAUUGUGAAUAAAAUGUUUAUAUAUGUGCUAUUUGAAAAUGUUCGUGUAUAUUUUGAAUUGAAAACAUGUACAGACCCUUAAGUUGCCUCCAUCUCUUCUUUAUAUAAAACGAUUUAUAAGUAUUAUAAACACGUUUUGAUAUGCCACAAAAAAUCACUUUUUAUGCAGAUGGAUACAAUCCAUCCAUCCAUUCCAGGUGUAUAGACAUUUCUUAUAAUU